This is a messenger RNA of Gekko japonicus, 2088 nucleotides long. It is a transcript of the gene CAT, whose product is annotated as catalase. The transcript is spliced from 13 exons. Gene Ontology annotation, biological process: hydrogen peroxide catabolic process; response to hydrogen peroxide. NCBI's taxonomy places the organism in Eukaryota, Metazoa, Chordata, Lepidosauria, Squamata, Gekkonidae. The record is from RefSeq and is a predicted model, not a curated record. The coding region runs from base 111 to 1694 and encodes 527 amino acids. Gene Ontology annotation, molecular function: heme binding; catalase activity. Gene Ontology annotation, cellular component: cytoplasm; mitochondrion; peroxisome.
UUUCCGUGAGCGGAACGGCCUUUGUCCUCUCAGAGCCCGCUGCGAGUCCCGUGCAAAAAUCUGACGCCUCUCAAUUCCCUCUUGCGGCUGGAGCCUUGGGGUCUGAGAAGAUGGCCGACCAGCGGGACUGCGCUCAUCAACUGACGCGGUGGCAAGAGCAGCGGGGCUCGCAGAAACCAGAUGCCUUGACCACAGGAGCAGGGAUUCCAGUGGGAGACAAGUUGAACAUCAUGACAGUGGGUCCACGAGGCCCUCUCCUGGUUCAGGAUGUGGUCUUCACUGAUGAGAUGGCACACUUUGACCGAGAAAGGAUUCCUGAGAGAGUUGUGCAUGCCAAAGGAGCAGGAGCGUUUGGUUAUUUUGAAGUGACUCACGACAUCACAAAAUAUUGCAAAGCAAAAAUAUUUGAGCACAUAGGAAAAAGAACUCCACUUGCUAUCCGAUUUUCCACAGUUGCUGGAGAAUCAGGCUCAGCUGAUACAGUCCGUGAUCCUCGGGGCUUUGCAAUGAAAUUUUAUACAGAAGAUGGCAACUGGGAUCUCGUUGGAAACAACACUCCCAUCUUCUUUAUCCGGGAUGCAAUGCUGUUUCCAUCCUUCAUCCACACCCAAAAGAGGAACCCACAGACUCAUCUUAAAGAUCCAGACAUGGUAUGGGAUUUCUGGAGUCUCCGUCCUGAGUCCCUACACCAGGUGUCAUUCCUGUUCAGUGAUCGUGGCAUUCCAGAUGGAUUCCGCCAUAUGAAUGGCUAUGGAUCACAUACUUUUAAGCUAGUAAAUGCCAGUGGCAAAGCAGUAUACUGCAAAUUUCAUGCAAAGACUGAUCAGGGAAUCAAAAACCUUCCUGUCGAAGAGGCUGGAAGACUGGCUUCAAAAGAUCCUGACUAUGGUCUGCGUGAUCUCUAUAAUGCUAUUGCUAAUGAAAACUAUCCAAAGUGGAGUUUCUACAUCCAGGUUAUGACAUUUGAACAAGCUGAGAGAUUUCCAUUUAAUCCUUUUGAUGUAACUAAGGUUUGGCCUCACAAAGACUAUCCUCUCAUCCCUGUGGGAAAACUGAUCUUAAACAGGAACCCUGUCAAUUAUUUUGCCGAAGUGGAACAAUUGGCUUUUGACCCAAGCAAUAUGCCCCCAGGCAUUGAACCUAGCCCUGAUAAAAUGUUACAGGGUCGUCUUUUCUCGUAUCCAGAUACUCACAGGCACCGUCUGGGACCCAACUAUCUUUCCAUUCCAGUAAAUUGUCCCUACCGAACUAGAGUGGCCAAUUACCAGAGAGAUGGAUUUAUGUGUGUGUCUGACAACCAAGGUGGGGCCCCAAACUACUAUCCAAACAGUUUUACUGGUCCUGAGGAACAGCCCGACUUAAAGGAGACACGUACACUCCUUUCAGGCGAUGUGACACGUUUCAAUAGUGGCAACGAGGAUAAUGUGUCUCAAGUACGAGACUUCUAUUCCAAAGUACUGAAGGAAGAUGAACGCCAGAGGCUUUGCGAGAACAUUGCUGGCCAUCUUAAGGAUGCUCAGAUAUUCAUCCAGAAGAAAGCUGUGAAAAACUUUACUGAUGUUCAUCCAGACUAUGGUGCACGCAUUCAAGCCCUCCUGGACAAAUACAAUGCUCAAAGUAGCAAGAAGGGGGGUGUUCAUACCUAUACACAAACUUCAUCCCACACUAUGGCAAAGGAAAAGGCUCAUUUGUGAAUGGCAUCAUCUGUGAAUGACCAUUAGUUGGUCCCAUUACCAAGCACUUUGUCACAUGGGACUUACAUCCGUCCAACUGGAAAAUAAGCUGUGGAAGAUGUUAAAAUAAGUGGCAGAUGUUCAUGUCUUGCAGAAGUGUGUCUUGGGCUGGUAGCUGCAACAUAAAAAUAGUCAAGAUUGUAAUUGUGAUUACAAGUUAAUAGACUGAUAACCAUAUGCCUUCUAACAUUAUCUGUCUAUGCAGGCAAUAACUUUUAAGUCAUAUAACUAAAGUGUAUUCUACAAUAACAUGGUUGCUUUUUGCAUAUUUGUAAUUUUUGCUUUUUUAUUUAAUUCCUUCUGCAUCUAUAUUCUAAAAACAGAUCAUUCUAAUCUCUCUUACUGGCAAGCUGAU